AUUGUGAUUUAUAUGUGAUUUGUGUCGGUAAAGUAUCUUUUAGGUGUGCGCACACAUACACACGCACGCACACGCACAAACGCACGCAUCUACAGUGCAGUGUUGUGAUUGGCACAAAGUUCUCCUGCAUAUUGUUUCAUUUUCAAAAGCGAAAGUGAGAGUCACCACAGCAGACAGUUAUAGUGGCGUUAUACAUUUUAUACUGAGAUUAAGAGUAUUUAAAAUUUCUUCUUCUUGAAUUAUCACAGAAAUGGCACGAUCAAAGGAAAGCACAGAGAAGAACCUCAAGUCAACGUUCAAAGUUGUAAAAAAGUACAAAGAUGAAUUUUAUUCGAACAAUGUCAUGGAAGGAGAUGUGUUCGUUGUGAAACAUGAAAGAAAGGUCCAGAAGGCUGGAUUGUACACUGAUGGACAGAUCAUUCAGUUACAAGUAUUGCAGAGUCCAACUGGAGCUGGUAGACCUCUAGAUGCCUCGGGUUCCUCAGAGUCGCCUUCGUCUCAGUUGAUGUCCACAAUCUUCAUCGCAGGGAAGACGAUCAGAGCUGUCUUAACAGGAACACUCCACAACAGUACAGAGAUAAACAAGGUGAAUGUGGAUGCGUUCACUGGAGGAAAAAGUUUUGCUGUUUACAGGAAGAAGAAAGGAAUUUCUCAGUCAUUCAAGAAAAAUAUUGAUGAAGCAAUGAGCAAAUGUCCAGAAACCAAUUUUCAUAGAUAUAACUGUAUGGAGUUUGUCAUGGAGCUUCUCGAGCUUUAUCUGCCGCCGUAUAAAACAGAUUGCAGUAAGAUUGCCUUUGGCACCAAACCAAAGGGCUUCAAAGUUGUCAAAAACUUCGCUGAUGACUACAAAAAAAACGCAAUGUUAGGAGACCUGUUUCUUGUACAAGGUGGGCCAUUUGGCAGCAGUAACCUCCAUGCUGGUGUGUGCUGCAGUGAAAAGGGCCCAAAGAUCAUUCAGCUCAUAGAGACCACAACCGUUCCAGGUGUCGUGAACAAAGUGCAUCUCAACGGGUUUUCUGCAGGCAUGAGAUAUGCAAUUUAUAGGAAGAAGACGGGAAUCCCAGACUCGUUAAAAAAAAAAGUUGAUGAAGCAUUGAGCAGAAUGCCAAAUCGUCGACAGGCAGAAUACAGCAAUGUGCUUUUUGCUUUGGAGCUUCUCUUUGGAAAAUUAGAGGAAAAAGAAAGAGAUGUGGAAGAUUUAAACGACAUUUUAUUUGGUGACACUGAAUGAGUGCAGCUCUGUACAACAUGAAGAUUCUUCUUUAAAUUUUUUUUUUAAUGAAAAUCUGCUAACGGACCAUUUACUGUUUAUUUUGCUUUAGUUAAACAUCAUUUAUUCUUAAAUCAGUAUUAAAUCCUAAAAUAGAGUUUCAUGUUUGAUUUUUUUUUAAUCGUCAAACUUCAACAGAUAAAAAUAAAAAAUAAAAUCUUUAACCGUGUUUUUUUAACGCUCAUUGAUUUUUUCUUGAGAGAAAGAAUUUUAAGUGAGUUUAAAUUGAAUUCAAUUUAAAUAAAUUAAAGCCAUGUUCACAAAUAUAAAAGCUGUGCUUAUGAGCUCAUUUUGUUUUUUGUUAUCGUCUAGUCACCAUUUACGAAAAAGCAGCUUUGAAAUGGACUGAAAGUGUGUGUUUGUCUGUCAGUCAGGUCAUUUAGAGGUGAGGUGUGUUUGUCUGUCAGACAGGUCAUU
Messenger RNA from Tachysurus fulvidraco (yellow catfish), 1687 nucleotides. RefSeq lists its product as uncharacterized. Bases 251 to 1231 code for a protein of 326 amino acids. The transcript is spliced from 7 exons. NCBI's taxonomy places the organism in Eukaryota, Metazoa, Chordata, Actinopteri, Siluriformes, Bagridae. The record is from RefSeq and is a predicted model, not a curated record.